UGAAAUUGGGAAAAUGCGUCCAAUCUUUGUUUUCUCCCCCCAGGAAUAUUCGUUUAUAAAGUUCGUGUAAAAUAUUUCCAAAUGGUCGCAGCUCCCCUCACUUUCUCUGCGAACCUAGCCCCAUCACGAAAAAUUCUCACUCUCGUCCCUCGCUCAAUCGAAGCAAAUCACCAGAGCCAGCAGAUCAAAAACCCAAUUCAACCCACUCCCAAAAACCCUAUUUCGUUUCGUUGUCAGGCUCGGCCGCUCUCAUCCGAGGCAAUGGCCGAUCAAGAUCCCGUUGUUCCUCAACAAAGGAUGGAGAUACCAAACAAGCAAGGGGAGAAGCUUGUUGGGGUGUUGCACUCAACUGGGUCGAAGGAGGUUGUGGUAUUGUGCCAUGGAUUUCGAAGCAAAAAGGAAGAUAAAAUAAUUUUGAAUCUUAUUGGUGCCUUAACAAGACGAGGAAUUAGUGCCUUUCACUUUGAUUUCUCUGGAAAUGGGGAAAGUGAAGGCACUUUCGAGUAUGGAAACUAUCACAAAGAAGUAGAAGAUUUACAUGCUGUAAUCCAACACUUAUCCAAAACACAGGAAGUUUCUGCUAUUCUUGGGCACAGCAAGGCAACAGCUGCAUCUUAUUGUGCUGGCAGACGAAACCAGUGUCAUUGUCUCUAUGAUCACCACCGGCAAUGGUCUAAAUGUGUACUACUUUGCAUUUUCAUCAUCAUCAUCAUCAUCAACAAGCUUGUUUUCCAUCAAAAUGUCAGCCAUCUAUUGAGCAGAGGAGAUGUGGUGCUCUUAUAUGCUUCUAUCUAUCAUGAUGUCCAUUCAGUCAUCAAUGUUUCUGGCCGUUAUGAUUUAAAAGGAGGCAUCGAGGAUCGCCUUGGGAAAGAAUUUAUGCAGCAAAUCAAGAAAGAUGGGUUUAUUGACAUUAAGAAAAAAAGUGGAGAAGUUGAAUAUCGAGUAACCAAAGAAAGUUUAAUGGAUCGGCUAAACACUAACAUGGAUGCAGCUGCACGUUCGAUUGACAGAGAUUGCAGGGUAUUGACGGUUCAUGGUUCAGCUGAUGAAAUUAUACCAGUAAAAGAUGCAUCAGAGUUUGCGAAGCUCAUACCUAACCACAAAUUGCAUAUUGUUGAGGGUGCUGACCAUGGGUAUUCUGCUCAUCAAGUAGAACUGGUUUCAGUUGUAUUAGAGUUCCUAAAAUCUAACCAGGUCGGAGAUAAGGCUUAGAUGCCUAGAAUUUUCUUCACUCCCGCGCAAGAAAAUUACAAAGUGGUGUUUCUUCCGAGUCCAUUGCAGAGGAAUGAACUGGAUCUAUGAAAAGCAUUUCUAGAGGUUCUAACUGCUAGAUGUCUUGUUUUAGCUGAACAAAAUAUUUGUAUCAUGCAUCCCUAAAGGUUACUCUCUUUAUUAUCCAGCUUAUUUUGUAAAAGUUCCGAUUCUUCGCUGUGGGUGAAUCAUUGUGAAAGGCAGGAAGCCGAACCUUAUCUACAUUUUCAGUGUACUGAUGAUGUCUGCUUGGUUUUGUGCACAAUUUCUGCGAAAUUAGCAUCCGCAGAUUUUAUUGAAUUGUAUCGAAAGGUAUUAUAUGCAGUGAA
Asparagus officinalis (garden asparagus) is the source of this 1580-nucleotide messenger RNA. Its product is annotated as arylesterase-like. Lineage: Eukaryota; Viridiplantae; Streptophyta; Magnoliopsida; Asparagales; Asparagaceae. The transcript is spliced from 9 exons. The coding region runs from base 82 to 1212 and encodes 376 amino acids. The record is from RefSeq and is a predicted model, not a curated record.